UGCUGGUGGAGCCUCUGACCUGCAUCGCUACAGCAGCAGCGGCAGCAGCAGCAGCAGAGUCUCUCCUGUCACCACCGGGACUGCCUGUCCUCAGAGGCAGUGUGUACAGCAAUAAACAGUCGCACUUACAGACCGACGACCAGCAGACAACAUGGUGAACUUCACGGUGGAUCAGAUCCGCGCCAUCAUGGACAAAAAGUCCAACAUCAGAAACAUGUCUGUGAUCGCCCACGUGGACCACGGGAAGUCCACGCUGACAGACUCGCUGGUGUCCAAGGCGGGGAUCAUUGCUUCAGCCCGUGCGGGAGAGACCCGCUUCACAGACACGCGCAAAGACGAGCAGGAGCGCUGCAUCACCAUCAAAUCAACGGCCAUCUCCUUGUAUUACGAGCUCGGAGAGAAUGACUUGGCGUUCAUCAAGCAGGGCAAAGAUGGAAAUGGCUUCCUGAUCAACCUGAUUGACUCUCCGGGUCACGUUGACUUCUCGUCCGAGGUCACGGCUGCCCUCAGAGUAACUGAUGGAGCCCUGGUGGUGGUGGACUGUGUGUCAGGUGUAUGCGUGCAGACUGAGACCGUGCUGCGUCAGGCCAUCGCCGAGCGCAUCAAGCCGGUCCUGAUGAUGAACAAGAUGGACCGAGCCCUGCUCGAACUGCAGCUGGAGCCGGAUGAGCUUUUUCAGACGUUCCAGCGCAUUGUGGAGAAUGUCAACGUCAUCAUCUCCACUUACGGAGAAGACGAGGGGGGACCCAUGGGCAACAUCAUGAUUGACCCUAUUAUCGGUACGGUUGGCUUUGGCUCUGGCCUCCACGGCUGGGCUUUCACCUUGAAGCAGUUUGCUGAGAUGUAUGUGGCUAAGUUCGCUGCUAAAGGAGUUGCUCAGCUUGGACCAGCAGAGAGGUGUAAGAAAGUGGAGGACAUGAUGAAGAAACUCUGGGGAGACAGAUAUUUUGAUCCAAGUGCGGGCAAAUUCACUAAGACCGGCACUGGACCUGAUGGUCAGAAAUAUCCUCGUACAUUUUGCCAGCUUGUUUUGGAUCCAAUCUUCAAGGUGUUUGAUGCCAUCAUGAAUUUCAAAAAGGAGGAGACAGCCAAACUAAUUGAAAAGCUGGACGUCAAACUGGACUCAGAUGACAAGGACAAGGAGGGGAAGCCCCUGCUGAAGGCUGUUAUGCGUCGCUGGCUGCCUGCCGGAGAGGCCCUGCUCCAGAUGAUCACCAUCCACCUGCCCUCCCCCGUCACCGCACAGAAAUACCGCUGUGAGCUACUCUACGAGGGGCCGGGAGACGACGAGGCUGCCAUGGGUAUUAAGAGCUGCGAUUCCAAGGCUCCUUUGAUGAUGUACAUUUCAAAGAUGGUACCAACCACCGACAAGGGUCGUUUCUACGCCUUUGGCCGUGUGUUUUCUGGCUGCGUGUCAACAGGCUUGAAGGUGCGCAUCAUGGGGCCAAACUUUACACCUGGGAAGAAAGAAGAUCUCUACAUCAAACCCAUCCAGAGGACUAUUCUGAUGAUGGGUCGGUAUGUGGAGCCCAUUGAGGAUGUCCCUUGUGGCAACAUAGUGGGUCUUGUUGGAGUGGACCAGUUCCUGGUCAAGACGGGGACAAUCACCACCUUUGAACAAGCCCACAACAUGAGAGUGAUGAAGUUCAGUGUGAGUCCUGUGGUCAGAGUUGCCGUGGAGGCCAAGAAUCCCGCAGACCUGCCCAAGCUGGUGGAAGGCCUGAAGCGUCUGGCCAAGUCCGACCCCAUGGUGCAGUGCAUCAUUGAAGAGUCCGGAGAGCACAUCAUCGCCGGAGCCGGGGAGCUGCAUCUGGAGAUCUGCUUGAAAGACCUGGAGGAGGACCACGCCUGCAUUCCACUGAAGAAAUCCGACCCGGUGGUUUCUUACAGAGAGACGGUGUCGGAAGAAUCAGACCAGAUGUGUUUGUCCAAGUCCCCCAACAAGCACAAUCGUCUCUUCAUGAAGUCCCGUCCAUUCCCCGACGGCCUGGCUGAAGAUAUCGAGAAGGGAGACGUCUCCGCGCGGCAGGAGCUCAAGGUCCGUGCGCGUUACCUCGCUGACAAGUAUGAGUGGGAGGUGACAGAAGCCAGGAAGAUCUGGUGCUUCGGUCCAGAUGGAUCCGGGCCCAACCUGCUGAUAGACAUGACGAAGGGCGUCCAGUACCUCAACGAGAUCAAGGACAGUGUCGUUGCUGGUUUUCAGUGGGCGACUAAGGAGGGUGCACUGUGCGAGGAGAACAUGCGUGCAAUUCGCUUCGACAUCCAUGACGUGACGCUGCACGCAGAUGCCAUUCACCGCGGUGGAGGACAGAUCAUUCCCACAGCCCGCAGGGUCCUGUACGCCUGCCAGCUCACCGCUCAGCCACGACUCAUGGAGCCGGUCUAUCUUGUGGAGAUACAGUGCCCAGAGCAGGUGGUCGGUGGGAUCUACGGCGUGUUGAACAGGAAACGAGGUCACGUGUUUGAGGAAUCCCAGGUGAUGGGCACUCCCAUGUUCGUGGUGAAAGCGUACCUGCCAGUCAACGAAUCUUUUGGGUUCACGGCUGACCUGCGCAGUAAUACCGGAGGCCAGGCCUUCCCUCAGUGUGUAUUUGAUCACUGGCAGAUUCUCCAGGGAGACCCCAGCGACCCCGCCACCAGACCCUUCCAAGUAGUCGGUGAAAUUAGGAAACGCAAAGGUCUGAAAGAGGGCAUACCCGCCCUAGACAACUACCUGGACAAACUGUAAACACUGAUCCCGGAAUUUAAAAUACCAAAUCGAUCUCUAAACCCUACCCCGUGGGCACUUUAAAAUCUUUGCACAGGCUUAAAGAUUCAUCGCACAAAUUGUUUUGAGUCUGGAAGAGCAGAAACAAUGCUUAAGCUUUCUUCAUAGGCUAGUGGAGGCAACAACAUUUCUUUUCUUUUUGUUUCAUUUCACAGCUACAGUACACCAAGUGCCUAGGGCAAGGGUUUGGGGGAACAAUUGGAUCAUAGUGGUUGUAUUAUCCUCGUUUCUUCUAUUCCUUCACAUCCUCCCCCUUUUACCUCCUACUUAUCUACAAGGAUGGGUGUGUACAGCGCACUGUGAUACUGCUGCAAUAAUGCAUAUUUAAAUGGCUCAUGGCAAGAUAAAACCAUGGAAACCACAUACAGUGUUACAGAAGUCAGACUCACUGAAUUGUUCAGUGGAUGUAAUGAAUAAAAUCAUGAUGAAAAUGUGA
Mugil cephalus (flathead mullet) is the source of this 3203-nucleotide messenger RNA. Its product is annotated as elongation factor 2. The transcript has 14 exons. Gene Ontology annotation, molecular function: ribosome binding; GTPase activity; translation elongation factor activity. The coding region runs from base 152 to 2728 and encodes 858 amino acids. The record is from RefSeq and is a predicted model, not a curated record. Gene Ontology annotation, cellular component: cytosol; ribonucleoprotein complex. Gene Ontology annotation, biological process: translational elongation. NCBI's taxonomy places the organism in Eukaryota, Metazoa, Chordata, Actinopteri, Mugiliformes, Mugilidae.